UUAACUUCGGCAUAAUUUAGUUAGUCUUUGUCUUUCGCUGCGCUCGCUACGGUUCGCCUCUACCUUGUCUCGCUUUCAAAGGAUUCAAUUUAUCGGCGCAGCAACCGUAACAAAAACAACAGCCUACGCCGCGAAAAUCAAAUACGGGUUUCCUUGCACACUUUCCAGCAGAGCUGCUGAGUUGCUUUGCAGUUUCGUAGAGAAUCGAGUUUAGAACAGCAGCAAGUGGUUCCGUUCCUGCCUCUUACAAAAAUCGAAGUCGCCGUGCCGCAAAUCGAUUUCUCGGUCUGGCAACCAAACGCCCGAAAGCCCGAACCCAAAUAAAGUACACCGGCAACAAGCAGUCCACACAUAUCCCAGCAAUCCACUACCAGGUCUUCACUUGUCUCAAAGAAACCCGAAACGAACCCAUCAUGCUGAUUGGAUUAGUACGAGACUCGGUGAUGCAGUGCUUCUGCCACACGUGCCGAGCACCCGGAAUUCUGCCAGCGGUGUCAAGAAGAUCAGCGCCAAUCAAGAAAACUAAUAAAAUACGGUCGAAGCAGCCUCGCCUCAGCAAGAAAGUUAAAUUUAUAACCACAGAGAUUCGCUGCCAGGAGAAGUCCCGCGGAGGCCUGAGCUAUGAGGUCAUCCUGGCCGAACCGGCCCCCAACGUGGCUGUCCCCAAGCGACCGGUCACCCCCGGCAAAAACGUUAGCGUCGAGGAGAUUGAGCAGAAACUAAAGGCGGCCGAGGAGCGUCGCGUUUCUCUUGAAGCCAAGAAAAUGGCUGAUAUUUCGAACAAGUUGGCCAAGGUUGAAGAGGCCACUCGCAAAAAGGAUGAGAUCACCAAUGAGUUCAUCACUCAGACCAAGGAGCAGCUGGAGUCCAAAAUGGAGCUGCAUGUGGAGAAACGAGAGGCCAUCAUCAGUGACAUGAAAGAGAAGCUAAAGAUUCAUGCGCAGGAGAUUGAAAAGACCCGUGAAACUCUUGAGCAGCAGAAGGCCAACGAGCAGAAGGCAAUCGAGGAAAAAUUGAAGAUUGCUCAGUCCUUGCGCGACGAAAAUAUUAAGAAAAUGUUGGAUCGUUUAAAGGAGCAUAACACAAUCAAAAUUGCCGAAAUCAAAUCGCAGAACGAUCAAUUGGAAUGUCAAAAGCUCGAGGAGAAGGCGCGCAUUUAUGAAAACAAAUUGUUUGCCGCUGAGCAGAAGCGCGAAAAGGAAUUGCAAAAGAAAAUUGAAAAAGUUCAAAAACUAGAGCGCCGUGCCGAAUUAGUGCGCCAGAACAAGGCCCAUGCUCAGGACAUAGAUGGCCAGCAGAGCCCCAUCGCUUCAUCCGGCUAGAUAGGCCGAUUAGGCGUCGAGAGCUGUGCUUUCUCACUGCAAGCAAGGCGAUUACAAAAAGAACAGCAACACUGCAUAAUACACCAACACAUACUUAAGCAGAAAACUCUUUAAACUGAAACCAAUUACUUCAAAAUCUCCAAGUAUUAUGAAAACAAAUGAAAAGGCAAGAGAAAAUCUCAAGAUACCGCUGAGCGAGUUGAUUCGGAUAGCAACAACACAUUUACUCACAAAAUCUAAAAAAAUACUAACAAGAAAACAGCUAAGGAAAAGAAAACGAAAUGAAUGCUUACGGCAAUUAACGCAAGAAAAUAACUAUAAAAGAAAUUCUACGUUUAAACUUAAAAGCCCAUGCAGUAAAGCCCAUCUAAAAUGAAUGCCUUUAACGUAAAAUUUAAAAUUAAUUUACCAUUUCUCGUUUAUCUAAUUUUUUUUAUAUACUUUAAACUUAUUGCUUUGAGUUGAUCAUUUUUCUAGUUUUGGCCUUGAUUGUUCAGUUUUUAAAUUUCUUUGGCACCCGACUGAGGUACACACAAAAUAAAUAUUUGCAUCAAUGAACUGGAUUUUGCGAGCAACACUUUUAUUUGAUGUAUGCAUUUAUAAAUUCUUUAUCAUUAACUUGCAUUAAUACAGUGGCGGAUCCAGAGACGAUUCUUGGGGGGGGAAAAUGAACUUAUUCUUCGAUUUGGGGUUCAAACUUAUUAUUGCGAGAGAAAUACAGUACAAAUUAUAAAACAAAAAUUAUCCAUCCCAAUUUUUUGGUAAACAAAGUGGUUAUAUUUGAAAAGUCAACCAUAGCAAACAAGUAAAAUUUUCAGGUUCUGUGGUUGCAAGGGGGGGAAAUUUCCCUAAUUUCCCCCCCGUGGAUCCGCCACUGAUUAAUAAUAUAUAUAUAUGUACUUGCUGAAUAUUAUAAGUUUCUUUUUUUAUACAUACAUAUUUAAUAAAUGUCAAACAGAAAUCAUGUUUAAGAAACGCUUAUAAAUCUCAAUAAAAAUCAAAUACAAUGUAAAACACACGAAAAUCAUUUUGGUUUUAUUUACAUACAACACAAACACUGACACAUACAUAUAUAGAAUGAAUAUAAAUGAAAAGAACAUACAAGUAAUCGCAUAUAAAUAUGUGUAAUAUUAUAUGGGAUUCAUAUUUUGUCUAACGUCGAGUUAUUUUAAGAAGUGGGUUGAACAACAGCAUACGGGGGUUAAAAAGAAAUAUAUAAGGCAAAACAAGUAAGGUAUUUAGGCAAAUUUUUCCAAAAGCUGCUAUUUUUUGUAUACUUAAUUUUGCACAAAUGGGCGCUUUAAAGGUUAGCUUAACUUUAAAUCUUAAAAUGUUAUAAAUGUAUACUCGUGUAACACAAAGGCUUCUAUAAAUAAAUAUAUACAAUAUAACGCUCUUCUAAAAAGGGUAUUGGCAUAUUCACUACACGCACAGGCCCACAAUUUACCCAGAUACAAAAACUUUCAAAACAUACUCAAGAAAAUUGAACAAAAAAGCGUAAAGCAUCAAUGCAAUUGCUACCAAAUACUUUAAUACUAACUCAAUUUAUGGUAUAUUUAUGUCUAUUCCAAUGCAAUAAACAGUCGAACGUAUCUUUUGAGUAAGAGAGGAUCUAUAUAGUCACAUUCUACAUUUUUGAAUAAAUGUUCUUAACGCAAGCAAUAAAUAUUGACCGCUUAUAACACUUUCUGAGUUCACGCAUAAGUUAAGUUCAUACAAGCCUAAAACUGACCAUAUGCGAGCAUAAACGAUUAUAACAAUUGUAUAAAAAAGUGCAUAAAACAAAUAAAUAAAAUAUUUAUAAUUGGUG
Messenger RNA from Drosophila ficusphila, 3132 nucleotides. RefSeq names its product stathmin (gene stai). Gene Ontology annotation, molecular function: tubulin binding. The record is from RefSeq and is a predicted model, not a curated record. The coding region runs from base 414 to 1322 and encodes 302 amino acids. NCBI's taxonomy places the organism in Eukaryota, Metazoa, Arthropoda, Insecta, Diptera, Drosophilidae. Gene Ontology annotation, biological process: regulation of microtubule polymerization or depolymerization; neuron projection development; microtubule depolymerization. The transcript has 7 exons. Gene Ontology annotation, cellular component: neuron projection; cytoplasm.